This is a messenger RNA of Puccinia triticina, 321 nucleotides long. RefSeq lists its product as uncharacterized. Bases 1 to 321 code for a protein of 106 amino acids. NCBI's taxonomy places the organism in Eukaryota, Fungi, Basidiomycota, Pucciniomycetes, Pucciniales, Pucciniaceae. The transcript has a single exon. The record is from RefSeq and is a predicted model, not a curated record.
AUGGAGAACCACGAGCUCCACAAUCCCCCCCCCGUUUCUCUGCCCCCUGCACCUUCCCCCACCUUGUUCAACCAAGCUCAGCCCGCGAUCAACUUCACGCAGCUUCAACCAGAAGAUCAAUGCCACUGUGUUCUGCGACUCGUCGGUCCGCUCAUGGCCUGCGUGCUCCUCUGCACGACCGUCUGUUGGAGCUUGCAAGCCUGGAGGAACCAGUGCCGGUCGCGCGAUCAGAUUGACUGGAAUGAUCAGGUUUUCCUCCUCACCGGCGGCAGCAAUGGUCUGGGCAAGGUACUUGGGGAGACCUUGCCGUCAAAUACAUGA